AUGCUGGGCAUCACCACUGUAUCUUAUAGAUUUAACAUCAUGGGAGAGUACACUGAUAUGCUGCAGGCCAAAAGAGGAAUUUGUCAGGGUGAUCCUCUAUCACCUAUACUGUUUGUUCUCAUAAUAGAGUAUAUGAACAGAUUGUUGAUGAAAAUGCAAAGAGAUCCUAAUUUUAACUUCCAUGCCAAAUGCGAAAAGUUGAAAAUCACCGACCUUACCUUUGCUGAUGAUGUUCUAUUAUUCUGCAGGGGUGAUGAGAUCUCUUUACAUAUGAUUCUUCAUACUUUUAGGGCUUUCUCCAUGUCCACGGGUUUAAUUAUGAAUCUUAACAAAUGUAGGAUUUUUUUUGGAGGUCUAGACAAAGAAAAGAGAAAGGUUCUGCAAGAGAUGUCUGGUUUCCAAGAAGGUACAUUUCCUUUCCGAUAUCUCGAUAUACCGCUGGUUGGCAGGAAGCUCAACAUCACUCACUUUAUGCCCUUGGUGGAUAGAAUUGUGGCUAGAAUUCACCAUUGGUCUUCUAAGCUUCUAAGUUAUGCCGGCAGAAUCCAAUUGGUGAAAAGUAUAACAAUGACAAUGGUUCAGUACUGGCUGCACUGUCUUCCUAUGCCCAAAACAGUGAUAAAAAAGAUUGACUCCAUUUGUCGCAGUUUCAUCUGGACCGGCAAAAAUACAGUGAGCAGAAAGUGUCAUGUGGCUUGGAAACGCAUGAGCUGUCCUACUGCUCAAGGUGGGUUAAACCUGAUAAAUUUGCAGAUUUGGAACAAUGUCCUGCUCUUAAAAUGCUUAUGGAAUCUGUGCAAUAAAUCUGAUACCUUGUGGGUGAAAUGGAUCCAUAUUCAUUACUUUAAAGACAAGCAGAUCAUGAAUUAUGAAAUCAAAACUCAAAAUUCCUGGAUCAUGCGCAGCAUAUUGAAACAAAGGGAUACCAUGGAUCUAAUUAGGAACGAGUGGGAUCAACUUCUGAUUUCACACAGGUUUAAGGCGUCGGUUUUCUACAAGGUUCUGAUCGAUGACGACACAAGAGUGCCUUUGAAAAACUUAAUUAGAUCCAAUAAGAGCCGACAAUGA
This is a messenger RNA of Lathyrus sativus (Indian pea), 1068 nucleotides long. The record is from the annotation of a GenBank genome assembly. Lineage: Eukaryota; Viridiplantae; Streptophyta; Magnoliopsida; Fabales; Fabaceae.